CGAAUGACCCGGAGCGUAAGCCCUGUUAUAUUCUAUUCUCCCCCCAGAAACAAUCAAGUAUUGUUACAGUACCUUAUUUUCUAUAAUACUUGACUAUCUUCCCCCACCCAUCUGCAUUAUUAUUUAUUUCCCCUUCCUUAGCCCCCCUAUAGUUCUUUUCUACUCUAAAGAGCCCAUAGCAUCCGUUCCCUAGUUGUGGAUCUCGUCUCUCUUCGAUUCCAUUCCUCCAACACCACCACUAGGGCCGCCUCAUAUGCGCCACGGUCUCUUGUUUUGCUCAAUGUGUUUGUCUCUAAGAUCUUGUCUUGGAGGCGUGGUGAACGCAUAAAUGCAAUCAACCUGUACCGAGGAACCCUGGCAUGACCAGCUUUCCAUGUUACGGUCAUCAAAUUCCAUCAACGCCUCACCAUUGCAGCGGACGCGGCUCGAAAUGUCGCAACCUAUAUCCCCUCGGUCUGUGGCACCGGACUCGACUCAAUUCUCUUAUCCAUCUCUAUUCCAAAUUGGCGCAGAAUUCCCACGGUUCGUGGUCCCUUAUCGCUGGUGGGAGGACGAGGCUACUACUGUUCUGUGGGCAUUUAAUAUCCCCGAGAUUCGCCAAGUCAUCCGGUACGGACUUUUUCGAGAUGAGAACUUUCCGCGGAACUCGCUUUUGAGUCGUAACGCGGACACCAUUGACGCAUUUCUCGUGGCGCUGUCGGAUCCACGAGAGCAUCAGCUUUUAGGGAGUCUCUCUCACUUGCAAAGAGUUGAGGAAAUUCUACGCCGUUGCAAAAUUUCGCCAUUUCAACCAGCGCCGUGGAUGUGGUUUCCUCCGCCGCCAGGCCAUGAUCUAAAUGCUCAAGAAAUUGCCGAUGCAAUCGAAGCAGAAAGCCAUCACCAGUUCCGCAAAAUCUCCUUCGAAGAGAUUGUGCGUGCCUCUCUUGGAUAUAAUGCGGUCUCGGUCGAAUGGUUCCUGCAUCAGCAUGCUGUUCUAUACGUUUAUCUUUUCAAUCAUCUUCAGAUUUACCCAGAGGAAAUCCCUCUCUAUAUAGAAGCGGAGAAGCAUUUACGGACUCAGAGUCCCUUUGCCCAUCGGGCAUUGAUGCAGUGCAUCCGCACCUUACAGCCAGACGCAGCCCACGAUAUGCCUCAGACUCUCACCCCAGGCUUCGAAUUCAUAGCAGGCCCUGUCCAGAUGCUAUUUAGAGACCAACCUCCCAGCUUGACCACCAUCCUCAAGAUAUUUAGUGUUCUGGCCUUCCGUUUCCGACGUCAAUAUAUCCAUACCGCCAAAAUGGAGUGGCAUGUGCCGCUUAACACUACUAUUCUGUUUUUGGAAGACUGUUUGAAUUCGACGUCGCCGAAGGACCUGGCCCGUACGAUGACAGGGAGUGACGAGCUCAAUUUCUCCGGAUUAUCCCGACAGAACAUCGUUGCCAAUGAUUCUCUAAUGCGAGGACUUCUGACAAAUUGGCACGAUCUCAGUAUGUCGGUUUGGGAAUGCUGUGCGGCAUUACCUGACAUUGUCCCAUUCCUACGGGAAUGCGCCGAAGCCCUCCUUGAUGCUAGAAACUACCACUCGCUGACGGCUCUCACCGUUGGUCUGCACCGAUACAACACCGCUACGACUCGCUUUCGCAGCUUGAAUAGUACCGUUGGUGGAAUGGUCUUUUUAGAUCCAAUACUUCCACCCGAAGUAGUCAUCAUCACCAAUCCUGCCGAAAACUAUGCAUCCUAUCGCCAGCAGUACUGUGAACAUCCCGGAAUCCCAUUCCUCAUUCCCCAUCUUCGGGAUUACCAGCAGCAUGGGGAAUCUGCCAUCCAGCCCUUGCUUCAAUAUCUGCAAAAUCAAAUGGCAGCCAAGACGUAGAUUGGUCGAUCGACGCUAACUCAUACCCUGCCUUGGGGUCGGUGAGAGAAAUGAAGUGACUGCUUCUGCUUCGUGUGUGGCCGAAGGUGGCUGCAGGUGGUCAUGCUAACAGGGCUAUGUAUGACAUGGGGCUCUUUCGAACCUUUUUGUUUGUCUCUUAAUGUCAUUAUCAAGGCGCAGCGAGUACACGGAUGAAACUUGUUUGGGUUGACUUGCAUUGCUGUUUUAGAUUGCUUCGGAUUUUGAGGGAACUAUGUACUUCUACGCUAUACCCAUGCUGAAAUUUGCAACGCUGGGCGUCUGGCGUUGAGUCGAGU
Penicillium subrubescens is the source of this 2169-nucleotide messenger RNA. RefSeq lists its product as uncharacterized. The record is from RefSeq and is a predicted model, not a curated record. Lineage: Eukaryota; Fungi; Ascomycota; Eurotiomycetes; Eurotiales; Aspergillaceae. The transcript is spliced from 3 exons. Bases 329 to 1852 code for a protein of 507 amino acids.